UGAAAGUGUAGAAUACUACAUCGUAUUUUAGUCGCAGCAAAUCCCAACCCUUGGACUGCUUCUCUCUCAUCUGAAGUCACGAUCCGGAGGUCCAAGUUCGGCAUCAACCACCACCGAGCACCACCACUACUCCACUACCCACAGUAUUCUCAGUCACCGGAGCCUUCGACAUCGCACUACGGUGGGGUUUUGACUCACCGGAGAGGCACCGGAAAAAGGUUUUUUUGCCAGAGCAGCAGAGUUAGGGUUUUGAAUUCUUCCUCCAAUAUUUUCAUAUGUUGUUGGAUUUUUCUGUGAAUUUAUUAAUGCUUGAAUAUGAAGAGAAAACGUUGUGAAUAUGUGAUUCGUGAUUCAUUUUGGCUGUUGGAAAUAUGUUUAUCAAAUUUUGUUCUUUUGUGUUUUUGAGCUUUUUCUUUGUUGUUUAACAUUUGGGCAAUUUUCAUAGAGUAAUCAAUUAAAAUAGAAAUCUUUGAAGUUAUUUUCCCAUUUCAAAUAUUGGUCUUCUGUGAUCCUUGUUGUCGCUGUUGAUCAUUUGGGCAAUUUCCUUCCUUGUGUUUUCUAAUCACUCAAUGACUAAAACUGCUUCAUGAUCAUACUAUGUGAUUUGAAGACACGUCACGCGUGUGUGUGCGUGCUAGUACAAAUAAAGUUACCAUAUGAAUUUUUCGAUGGAAUUAUUCAAUUGUUUUAAUUCAUUCAGUUGAAACAAAAACUCUUAUCAUUGUAGUUGAAGCCUUGACCCAACAAUCUUUUUUUGAAUGUGACCAUAUAGGACAGUGCUUUGAAACUGAGAUCAUUGCGUAGAAUGGAGCUCCACUACCUAGCCUUGAUCUAGCCACUGUUCCCUACAGAGGAGAGAGCCGUUCCGGUGAAGAAGCCAUGGCAGGCCGAUCAUCCACCAAAGAUAAACCCAUACACAGAUCAGGGACUUCUGUUCAUAAACUUUUCAAAAAUCCAAAUGUGGGCUUUGCUUUCGCUUUGCUUUUCAUUGAUGCACUCCUCGUCGCUCUAAUCAUCGCCUACGUUCCCUAUACAAAGAUUGAUUGGGAUGCCUACAUGUCACAGGUGAGUGGGUUUCUUGAAGGAGAGAAGGAUUACAGGAACUUGAAAGGUGACACAGGCCCUCUGGUUUACCCAUCUGGUUUUCUUUAUGUAUACUCUGCCAUACAGUUUGUUACAGGAGGGCAGGUCUUUCCUGCUCAGAUUCUAUUUGGCAUUCUCUACAUUUUAAAUCUGGGAAUUGUCUUGUACAUCUAUGUGAAGACUGAUGUGCUUCCAUGGUGGGCCCUUUCCCUGCUUUGUCUAUCAAAAAGAGUGCACUCCAUCUUUGUGCUUCGUCUUUUCAAUGAUUGCUUUGCCACGACUCUCUUCCAUGCUGCACUGGCCUUACUUCUUAACCAAAAGUGGCAUCUGGGUUUGAUUAUUUUCAGUGGAGCUGUUUCGAUAAAGAUGAAUGUGCUUCUUUAUGCUCCACCUUUACUAUUACUCAUGUUGAAGAUUCUGUUGGGGCUGCCUUUUUUAUUAGCGCAUCCUAUUGCAUAUAUAUCAGGAGCUUUCAAUCUUGGGCGUGUCUUCAUCCACUUUUGGUCUGUUAACUUCAAAUUUGUGCCUGAACCAGUUUUUGUAUCAAAGGAGUUUGCGGUAUCUUUGCUUAUUACUCACCUGAUACUACUUGCAGUGUUUGCCCACUACAGAUGGUGCAAGCAUGAAGGUGGACUUUUCAAUUUUUUGCAUUUGAGGUUUGUCCCUGUGAAGCUAAGGGUUGUUGAUAGUCAAUCUACCAUCAAGCUUCUAAAUAAAGAGCAUAUUGUGACUACCCUGUUUGUUGGGAACUUUAUUGGCAUUAUAUGUGCCAGGUCACUGCAUUUUCAGUUCUACUCAUGGUAUUUCUACAGCCUACCAUAUCUGAUGUGGAAAACAUCUUUUCCUACUUUACUACGUUUAAUGUUGUUUGUAGUGGUGGAGUUUUGCUGGAAUGUCUUCCCAUCGAAUGACUAUUCAUCCGCCCUGCUGCUUUGUGUUCACUUAAUUAUACUAUGGGGCCUGUGGACUGCCCCAGCUGAGUAUCCUUACGUGGAUAGUAAACCAUUGACUAAAAGCAAGAGAAAAUGAUAUCCUGACCUCGGAGCUACUUCUAUAUGAUCUCCUUUGAUUUUACCUUCCCAAAAAAACAAAAAAAAUAGGAAUCUAUGAACCAAUUUUGUCUUAUAGAUUAAGUUGAAUGUUAGACACAAGUGUAUUCGAGCUUUCUUCAUAUUGUUUUUUUUGUCACCUGACGACUAGUGUAUUUUUAUUUUCUUUAUUUUUUACCCUGUUUGUAUCUUUUGGGUAAACUGUUUCUUUUAGUCCAAGUGGAUGAGAUUUUCCAGAAGUGGGUAGUACGAACAAAUUUGGUAAAAUACUAUUUAUUCA
Molecule: messenger RNA, 2412 nt
Organism: Camellia sinensis
Lineage: Eukaryota; Viridiplantae; Streptophyta; Magnoliopsida; Ericales; Theaceae
Source: RefSeq, a predicted model, not a curated record